Cotesia congregata is the source of this 519-nucleotide messenger RNA. Lineage: Eukaryota; Metazoa; Arthropoda; Insecta; Hymenoptera; Braconidae. The record is from the annotation of a GenBank genome assembly.
AUGACUUGUUCUGAUGAUUCCAAAUGCCGACGAUAUGGGACCUUCUGCUUUCUGAAUAAUUGUCUCUACCCGGAAGACUUUUUUGGUUCAUCGAAUAUCAACCAAUCUAACGUCUACGCUGCAAAAAAUAUUUAUGGAUACUGCAAAUCAAAUCAUCACUGUCGGGAGCUGAACAACACCCAUUGCUUCGAGGGUAGAUGUAACUGCCUAUCAGGUCAGGAAUAUGUCAAUGGUUCCUGCGUUAAAGCUAUCAACGUAUCCUGUUUUGAUGAUUCCGAGUGCCUAUUGCCUAGAUCUUACUGUUUUCUUAACACUUGUCUCUACCCAGAGAUUUUUUUCGACCCAGUCAAUGGAUACAACACGAGUCUAUAUGCUGCACAACGUGUCGGUGGAUUCUGUCAAGCUGAUCAACAUUGUCGGAACAUAAAAGGUUUGAAGUGUUUUCGACGAAAAUGCAGUUGUGCGAAUGAUUAUUCUAUAAACGGAACAGAAUGCAACAAUGUCACUCUCACUAUUUAG